Molecule: messenger RNA, 744 nt
Organism: Neltuma alba
Lineage: Eukaryota; Viridiplantae; Streptophyta; Magnoliopsida; Fabales; Fabaceae
Product: transcription factor HEC3-like
Exons: 1
Coding region: 1-744 (247 amino acids)
Biological process (GO): regulation of DNA-templated transcription
Molecular function (GO): protein dimerization activity; DNA-binding transcription factor activity
Source: RefSeq, a predicted model, not a curated record
AUGGAUAUCAACCGAAGCCCUACAAUGUUCACAAGCGUUAACAACACCACUUGGAAUCUGUACAAUAUGGAAAUGGAUCAAAACCUCCAUCAUCAAAUCCCUAUGUGUUCUCCUUGGCCUAACUUCCCUAAUUACCCUCAUCAGAUGAUACCGUCUUCUUCGUCCACCGCAAUACCCUCUUCAGGGUUUCUAAACAACGUCGUUUUGGAAGAAGAGCAUGAAGAAGAAGAAGAAGAAGAGCUGGGAGAAGUGAAGGAGAUGCUGUACAAGAUCGCUGCUAUGCAGCCAGUGGACAUAGACCCAGCCACCAUCCGAAAGCCAAAGAGGCGAAACGUCAGAAUCAGCGACGAUCCACAAAGCGUCGCGGCGAGACACAGAAGAGAGAGGAUCAGCGAGAAAAUGCGAAUCCUCCAAAGACUCGUCCCUGGGGGCACCAAGAUGGACACUGCCUCCAUGCUCGACGAAGCCAUUCGCUAUGUCAAGUUCUUGAAGCGACAAAUCAGGUUACUCCAAUCCCAACCCUCACCCUCACCACCACCUCCACCACAAUGCAUCACUGACACUCUUGCCAAUAUUGGGGUUAACAAUACUGCUGGUUCUAAUAUUCAUGGCGAUCACUGGCCUUUUGCACCACCGUCUUUACUGCACUGUCCCACCACCACCACCACCUCCUCCUCCGCCGCUGCUGCUAUGGGCAUGCCGGUCCGACUGGGAUUCGGUUCGGGCUAUAAUCAUGAGUCAUGA